This is a messenger RNA of Synchiropus splendidus (mandarinfish), 6884 nucleotides long. It is a transcript of the gene brd4, whose product is annotated as bromodomain containing 4. The record is from RefSeq and is a predicted model, not a curated record. Gene Ontology annotation, cellular component: nucleus; chromatin. Gene Ontology annotation, biological process: chromatin remodeling; positive regulation of transcription elongation by RNA polymerase II. Lineage: Eukaryota; Metazoa; Chordata; Actinopteri; Syngnathiformes; Callionymidae. Bases 538 to 5175 code for a protein of 1545 amino acids. The transcript is spliced from 19 exons.
AGCAGCAGAGCCAUUUUUACUGUAGAGUAACUACACGCUGAUCUGCCUGCGCUAGAGCGGGAGAGAGUGAGCUAGAGGAAUAAAGUGUUCCUCUUGGACUCCAAUCGAGCCCUCUCUCCCACUCAGCCUGGUGUACCUCUCACUUGCUGCUCGUGUUCAUUUAAGUUGGGGAGGCCCAGGAGAGGACACAAUGGAGCGAAGAGCCUUCGGCAACUGGGCCGUUGUACUAUUGAGAGGGGGAUGGGGUAGAGAGAAGACCGGUUCACACAGCUAACACAGCCUGCUGGCUGUAGGCUCCCACAGCCUUCUGGACCCGCUGCUCCCAGACUGGGAGUUUUUUUUUUCCUGGAAUUGCCACUGAAAAUAAUUUUGGACCGCAUUUUAAGGAUUACUCAUCACCCUCUGAGGGAUUUAAGGAUGCCGAUUGUAGCCUGAAGAACAAGUCUUUCUUGUGUUUUGGUUUCCGAGGCAAGAAAAGUGAACUCUCAAUGCGAUCCUGCCUUUACUUCAGCUCUUUCUAUUUUGUGGAGUUCAUUGAUGGAUUACAAAAUGCAUGCCAAGUCAAACGAUUUACUGGAUUUUCAAAAGCUGGAUGCUCUUCUGGAAAAAAUUGCACAUUCUGUCUCAGUGAAAAGAGAGUCCAGCGAGGAGUGCAAUGGGAUCAGUGGUGCUCUGUCAGUGGAGUCUGUGCCGGGGCCAAGACUAAACUGGUGUCCUGCCAACACCACAACCCCUGCCCCUGCUCUAGCUCCCGCUCCGGGGCCCGAGCCAAUGCCCAACCCAGUGAGAAUGAGGGACGGCCUGGAGGUUGCGCAGAUGUCGGGCAGCAGCAGUAGCCAGGGGCAGGCCCAGCAAAUGGGCAAUCCCCCACCUCCAGAGUACAUCAGCAUGGAUCGGCCUAAACGUCAGACCAAUCAGCUGCAGUACCUGCUGAAGGUGGUGGUGAAGACCUUAUGGAAGCACCAGUUCGCCUGGCCCUUCCAGUCCCCAGUGGAUGCAGUCAAACUCAACUUGCCAGAUUACUAUUCAAUAAUCAAAAACCCAAUGGACAUGGGAACAAUCAAGAAAAGGCUUGAGAACAGUUACUACUUGAAUGCCCAAGAAUGUAUCCACGAUUUCAACACAAUGUUUACCAACUGCUACAUGUACAACAAGCCUGGUGAUGACAUAGUCCUCAUGGCAGAGUCUUUAGAGAAGGCUUUUAUCCAGAAGCUCCAUGACAUGCCUAAGGAAGAGACCGAGAUUGUUGUCAUGACUGGGAAGGGCCGGGGCCGUGGCCGGCGAGAAGCAGGUAUCACCUUAAAACCAGGGGCCAUUAUUGAUUCUCCAUCAUCAACCCCACAAACAAGGGGUCUGUCCAACCUCUCUGCUGUACCACAGAUUAGAGGCACAGUGCAGGGGCCACCUUUGCUACCUCCCCAGACUCAAAUGCAGGCUCUCUCCCACGUCCCCCCUCUGUUAACAAACCAUGCACAACAGCUCAGUGUACCCUACUCCUUAAAUCCAUCGGACUGUGCGCCUCAACUUCCCAUCAUGACUUCUGUGCCUCCCCCUGGUCAAACGGCCCUCCCACCCAUACAGAGCGCUGCCCCUAUGCUGCAAAAUCCUAUCACCAUGACCAAACCAAGAAAGAGCCAGAAAAGAAAAGCGGACACCACAACACCAACGGCGAACGACCAACUAAGCGAGUCUUCCCCCGUCGAGUCCAAGUCAGGAAAGAUACUGCCGAGGCGAGAAAGCGCCAGGCCGACCAAAGUCAUGAAGAAGGAGGCGCCGGACUCUCAGCACCAUAUAGUCAUGGGAUUGGGCUUGAGUGGGACCAGUGGAAGUCACAGUCCCAAACCCCAAGAUCAGCUGGGCUACUGUGCUAGUCUGGUCAGGGACAUGUUAUCAAAGAAACACGCCGGUUAUGCCUGGCCGUUCUACAAACCCGUUGAUGUAGAUGCACUGGGAUUACACGAUUAUCACGACAUCAUCAAACAUCCCAUGGACCUCAGCACCAUCAAGGCCAAGCUGGAAAACAGGCAAUACCGGGAUCCUCAGGAGUUUGCUGCUGAUGUGCGAUUAAUGUUUUCAAACUGCUACAAGUACAACCCCCCAGACCAUGAAGUGGUUUCCAUGGCACGCAAGUUACAGGAUGUUUUCGAGAUGCGCUUUGCCAAAAUGCCUGAUGAACCAGAGAGCAAGGCAAUUGUCUCUGCCCCCACUGCUGCUCUCCAUCACCCCGCCCCAGUCAAGCCCCAGCCUCCUCUGAGCCAAGUGGCCUCCUCUUCAGACAGCUCCAGUGACUCAUCGUCGGAGUCCGAGUCUUCCUGGGACGACUCGGAAGAGGAAAGAGCUCAGAGGUUGGCAGAGCUCCAGGAACAGCUGAAGGCUGUCCAUGAGCAGCUGGCUGCCCUGUCCCAACCACAGGCCAGCAAACCAAAGAAAAAAGAGAAGGAUAAGAAAGAGAAGAAGAAAGACAAACACAAAAAGAAAGCAAGCGUGCCUGGCCUUGACGACAUCCAGGAUGCGACACCUGUUUUACAGAUGUCGAAGAAGAACAAGACCAGUAACAACAACAAAGACCUUUCCAAAAAGAGGAAUAAAAAAGAGGGUGUGAAAAACACUCAUCCCACCAAUGUGCAACAUGUCCCUGGCUCGGAGGACGACAUCGGGGCGGGAGGGUCAGCUGUGGCGGGCGAGAAGUGCAAGCCUAUGACCUACGAGGAGAAGAGGCAGCUCAGCUUGGACAUCAACAAACUUCCCGGUGACAAACUUGGCCGUGUGGUUCAUAUCAUCCAGUCAAGAGAGCCCUCACUCAAGAACUCCAACCCGGAUGAGAUUGAGAUUGACUUUGAAACACUAAAGCCUUCCACUCUGCGCGAGUUGGAGAGAUAUGUUUCCCUCUGUCUACGCAAGAAGAAGAAGGGUGGAGCUGACAAACCUUUGGAUUCGUUGGCUGCCUCCAAAAAGACUGGCUCCUCCUCCGACAGCAGCGGCUCCAGCUCAGACAGUGAAGCUGAGGCAGCAGCGAAGCAGCAGAAGAAAAAGGGACACUCUUCAAAGGAGGGCAAGAAAACGAACCAUCACAGUCAGGUUCCUCCUGCUCCAACUGGGCUUCAAUCGCAGCCUGUUGGCUUUCAGCCCAACAACCAGAUGAAGCAGCAUCAGCCUUCUCCUGCAGGCUUUGUGCCUCCUCCUCCCGUCACCGCUCUGGAGUCUUCACAAAUGUUGGAAAAUGCCUUCGACUCCCUGCCUUCUUUCGGCCAGCCACUCAUGCACCUGUCACACCAAACCGGCAACUCCUCCUCUCCUGCACCACCACACCUUAAUGCUCACUCGGGGGCGCCAGUGUCCCCGGAGACGCACCCGUUCCUCAACCAACAUCCCGUCCUCACGUCGCCAGCCUUGCACAGCUCCAUGCCUCAGCAGCCUUCCCGACCCAGUCACAAGGCGGCACCUCUUCACCCCAAGUUCCUCCAGCAGCAGCAGCAGCAGCAGCAGCAGCAGCAGCAGCCGCCUCCUCAGAACCCGCCAGCCCUGCAGCAACAGCAACCACCACCACAGCAGCCGCCACAGCAGCCGCCACAGCAGCCGCCACAAGCGCUCCAGCUGCAACCAGCAGCACCUCAGUCUCAUCAGCUCCCGCAGCAGAUCCUCCAGGCCGCUCAGCCUUUGCACCAGAGGCCGAUGUCACCCCCAACCAUCACCCCCCAGGGCUUGCUGUCUUCUCAGCCUCCCCAGAUGUUGCUGGAGGACGAUGAAGAGCCUGCCUUGUCGGCCACUUUGAACCCGGUGCAGUUGUAUCUGCAGCAUUUCCAGCAGGCCUGUCAGCCCCAGCAGUCCCUGCAGUCCCUCCAAACUCAGGCCCGGCAACAACAACAACAACAACAACAACAGCAGCAGCAGCAGCAGCAGUCAGGACAGGCGUCUCUGCUGCAGCCCGCCCCGGCCCAGCCUCAACUCCCCUCUCAUAAGACGCUGCCUCCCCCCCAGCUCUCGGUCCAGGUCCCGGCUCCAGCCACCCCGCAGCUUCAAGCUCCGACCCAGCAGAUGCCCCUCCAGCAGCCUCGCCACAUGCACACUCAGCAGCAGCCACAAGUGCCGCCGCUGAACUUCGAGCAAGCGCCCGGGCUCGCGGGCCCGACCCAGGCUUUGCAACACAAGGUUCCCAUGGCGACCAACAAAGCACAGCAGAUCAUCCAGCAGCAAGAGCAGCCGACUCCUCGCCCAACUAAGACUGAGUCUUUCAUGGCUGGUCAUCUGCGGGAUAAUCCGUCUCCUCUCAUGAUGCACUCGCCGCAACUCCCCCAGUUCCCACCCGUGUCGCACCACUCCCCACCUCACCAUAUGCAGCCCAAAAAGCAGAGGCCCCCUGGUGGUCAAGCGCUGAAGGAGGAGAAGCUUCCCCCGUCACCAGUGAUGAGAGGAGAGCCCUUCAACCCGGCCAUGAGACCGGACCAUCUCAAACACCCCGACAACAAACCGUCUCAGCUCAGCCACAGCCAACAGAAUCUGAAGUCUGUGGAGAGCUCGCGACCUGUCAUCCGCUCCUCUGAGCCCAGUGGGCCCCCGCCUCCCCUGCAAGACAAGGAGAAGUUCAAACAGGAGUCAAAGCCACACUCCGCUCCCAAGAAGUCGCAGGGCAACGAUGUGAAACUGAAGAACAUGGGCUCAUGGGCCAGCCUGGCACAGAAGUCCUCGUCGGCACCCAUGUCUGCGGUGAAGUCGUCCAGCGACAGUUUCGAGCAGUUUCGCCGGGCCGCCCGCGAGAAGGAGGAGCGGGAGAAAGCUCUGAAGGCCCAAGCCGAGCAGGCGGAGAAGGACAGGAUACGCCGGGAGCAGGACAAGACACGUCGGGAUGAGGACGACAUCAUGGAGACCAGCAGGAGGGUGCACGAGGAGCCGCGCCGGCGCCAGGAGCCACCGCAGCAGCAGCAGCAGCACAUCUCAGCACCUCCACAGCAGCAACCGCAGCAGCAGCAGCAGCCAGAGCCUCAGCUGCUGCCGGUGCAACCGCCUCCACCGCCCCCCACCCCGCCUCAGCCUGCCGCACAAAACCCCCUCGACCAGCAGAGGGAGCUAGCACGCCGCAGAGAGCAGGAGAGGCGGAGGAGAGAAGCGAUGGCGGCGACGAUUGACAUGAAUUUCCAAAGUGACUUGAUGGCCAUUUUUGAGGAGAACUUGUUUUGAGAGGCUGAACGAGGAGGAUAAACCAAGCCCUCUCAGGGCCAGGGAGGAGGACUGCACGUUGGAGUGUCGUCACGGCGACGCCUCCAACCCCCCCGAGCGCACGGGCGCGAGCCUCACGAUGAAUUCAGUUCCCAGGAAGCGAAGAGAAGUGACUCAGUUGCCUUGGACUCGAUUCUGACGGUGCACAAGGUCACUACAACAAUAACGGGAACCUUUGACCCGACAAAAUGCUCUGAUCUUUCUCACAGACUGAGUGGAGGCGUUUUCAAACUGCCAGACGCUGAGGAAGACUCGUCGUGUAUGUUCUGUUUUUAUUCGUCGUAUGUGAAAAAUAGUUUUUUUUUCGCACUGUAAAUGGUGUAUAUUUCUCAGCAGAGAAGGUUCAGUUUGCCUUACGCCUCUUUCCUAAAGCCACCAUGACGUUCUGUGGCCUGCAGUCAUCCUUCAGCGCAGAGCUCCUCUCAUCAACUACUGUAAAGAAGUAUUUUCUUAUCUGCAACUUUUCCUUCUUUUUUUUUUUUUUUUUAAACCGACACCACACACUCCACUACUAACGUCUAUGCCAAACAACCAAUUAUUCUAAACAAAACAAGGUAGUAGGUAGCUUGAUAUAUGCAUUAUCACGGUUCCAGCGAGUAUUUAUCAAAGACAGUUGCUUGUAUUCUUCAUGUAGAGCUGCAGCAGGACGUGAAGAGUUUUAGUCGUCGUAAGGUUCCACUACAAACGUUGCACCGUAUUCGUAUCACGGUUAAAUUUAAGGCUUCACAUCGUUGGCGGAAGGGAAUCAAACCUUCGGCUGCUCCUCGCUCGAUCAGGUUGGGUCGGAAAAGUUCUACACAGGGAGAGCGCGGACAUAAAACAGUUAUCUGAACGGUUUGGACAAGAGUUCCCAAAACUUGUCUGUGUUCUUCUCCAGUGCCUGUAUUGUAUUGCGAUUCCUGUUGGCUUCACUCGGAAGGGUUGUGAUGGGGUCCAACAUGGGAGGUGUAAUAUUCACGGAGAGGAAGACCUUUGAAAGAGUUUGUGUAAAAAGUUAAAAAAAAAUACUGCAUUUUAUAUUUCACCCGUUGUCUAUAUUCUGGUUUUAAAUUUAGUUUUAGCCGAACGUCUACACGUGUACACACUUGUUUCUCUCAGUUGGAUCCAUCAGCAGAUUUUAGGUAGGAGGUUUCUCCGCAUUGCCGCGCGAGGGGUCGACUCUCUGUGUGAUCAUGCACAUUUGGGAUGAUUGUGUUUUGGUUUUUACAUUCGUGGUUCAGGAAGGUGCAGAGGCAGUUGAGCCUUGGAAUCCAUAGUUAUUGUGCUCACGUCACCUUUUAUUUUCUAUGAAGUCCAUCAUAUAAAUACAUGUUUAUGACUAGACUGACUUUGAAAGGGUUUAAAACGUCAUUCCUGUUUAGCUUUUUUUUUUGUGUGUGUGUGCGUGUGUGUGUGUGUGCGUGCGUGCGUGCGUGCGUGCAUGCGUGUGUGUGUGUGUGUGUGUCGUUCCACGAUAUCUGUGUGCCAUUUGUUCUACAGAGAAUGUGCUGACUCGCAGCCCAGAGUUUGCUUUAUUCAGGUAUUUUAUUUUUGUGUUACAUUUGUUCGGGAGAACGUCCCGACACUUUUCCUCGAUCAUUGUUUGGUAUGUGAGUGGUCUAUCGAGGUCUCUGAUUCUGAGUCUGUUAUGAUCAUUAAAUAAACUCAUCUCUUUUAUAGAAAAUAAAAAA